Messenger RNA from Electrophorus electricus (electric eel), 6567 nucleotides. RefSeq names its product glucocorticoid receptor. NCBI's taxonomy places the organism in Eukaryota, Metazoa, Chordata, Actinopteri, Gymnotiformes, Gymnotidae. Gene Ontology annotation, biological process: regulation of DNA-templated transcription; nuclear receptor-mediated glucocorticoid signaling pathway. Gene Ontology annotation, molecular function: sequence-specific DNA binding; zinc ion binding; nuclear glucocorticoid receptor activity. The record is from RefSeq and is a predicted model, not a curated record. Gene Ontology annotation, cellular component: nucleus.
UACGCAGUAAAACAUGACAAGGCUGAUACGGAGUAUCCCGCCCGACGGUGAACAAUUUUUAGGUCCAACGUGGACACGUUUUAACGUGACUUUUUUUUUUCUCCCGGUGGAAAAUAACGGUUAAACACAAUAUACUUAACCUUUGUCAUAGUUUGUAAGCAAGCGGUACGUUGAAGAGUUUUCUGCCUGCCUCAGCCAAUUAGCGCGAGUUCUGUAGUUUGUGAGGGGCGUUCACCGCUCGAGAGCCCGAGCUAGCUAACUGCAGUUCAACUAGCUCGCAAGCUAGCGUUGCAAUUACCGAGUGGAGAUCACUGUCUGCCGGCUCUGUCCAGUUGACAAGCCGCUUAUGUAAUGUUGGCAAUUCCGCAUUCGACACCCUAGCAAGCUAGCUAACGUUAUUCCUAAUACGGCGGCAGUAUGGUUUUAUCAUCAAGUAGGCUACCUGUAUUUGAAAAGAGGCGGAAAUUAACAUCUUGACGACUGUUAUUCUUUGCGUGUCAUUUUUUUUUAGGUUUAGCUAGAUUGUCGCGGUCUGGGUUUAAAGCAAACUAAUGUAAAAUACCACAGCUAGUGUUGGAAACAGCAACAAGCUGGCAAUACGGCUUGUUAACAAACAGGCGGGGGAAGUCGGCACAACUGUCGUGACGGACUUGAAGUGAAAGAUCCUUGGAUUUUAUAGUGACGUUAUCAAUCGACAACCUGGGAAUGAACAUGUUUGAUUCGUAAUGUUCAUAUAGCUUGGAGAGAUGGAUCGCGUGCUAGAACACAGCAAUAAUCAGGACGAAAGUCUGGCGUUAGGAGAUCGCGCCAUGAGAGGCCUGUUGACAAACAUAUGCAGCGCCCCGUCCACCACCCCAGUCUCUGUUUCUAGCGACGUUUCCAACGGACUGAGCGGUAGUCGCCUUCAGCGGGAGCUCUCUGUGGCUGGACCGGCGUCAGUGGGACGUAGCACUCAGGAGACAGAUAACAAGGUAUUUGCAAAGCCAUUCAGGUUGCAGCAGAAGCCAAAAGAUGCCCUGGGCUCUAGCUUCGGAGAUAACUUUGCACUCUUGGAUGAGAGCAUUGCAGAAUUAAGUCGCACGUCUACCUCAGUCAGUUCUGGUGUUCUGGCCCCUGAGUCGUUUCCUUUUAAAAUGGAGGAGUUUUCCCCUCCAGAGAAGGCCAACUACGACUUCGGCCCUUACAACCAGCCAGACCGGGACGUGUAUGGGGCGGACAGGCUGCUGGAUGACAGCACCCUGGACAUCCUGCAGGGUCUGGAGCUCCCCGACCUGGGCGUGGCCGAGGACACCUUGUUGUCGCUGGGGAUGGAGGACACCCUGCACGGGGAUGGCAGCUGUGGUGUGCUGAAGGACACCCGGCCUGCAGGCGACUUUGGCAGUGUAAACGGCAGAGUUGGGCAGGGUGCCCAGCGGGCACAAGAGCCCCCUGCCAGCCUGCCCUCCAUAAAGAUGGAGGAGGACACUGAGUACAUCCAGCUGUGCACACCUGGAGUCAUCAAACAGGAAAGCGAGAGGCGGAGCUACUGCCAGUUGUCAGCAUUGCCCGUGCAGCACGGAGGGGGCGUUGGCCACGUGGACAGGCAACCAUACCCCUACACUGCCGGCUCAGCCGUGAGCUUGCCCGACCACAAGCCCCCGCUGGGCUUGUACGCCUCUUUGCCGACUGCCGCCACUACUGAUGGAUGGGUCCGGGGCAAUGGGUACAGCGACACGUCGGGUCUGCCAAGGGGCAGCGAGGCCAUGCCUCAACUUUUUUCGCCCACGUACACCUACAGCAGCUCAGCGCCCCGGCCAGAUGGUCCCACCACCUCCUCUGGCCCCGCCUCCGGCCCCGCACGGCCCACCUCCAAGAUCUGCCUUGUCUGCUCAGAUGAGGCGUCGGGAUGCCACUACGGCGUGCUCACCUGUGGCAGCUGCAAGGUCUUCUUCAAAAGAGCUGUAGAAGGAUGGAGAGCACGACAAAACACAGAUGGCCAACACAACUACCUUUGCGCUGGGAGGAACGACUGCAUCAUCGACAAGAUCCGCCGCAAGAACUGCCCCGCCUGUCGCUUCCGCAAAUGCCUCCAAGCGGGCAUGAACCUGGAAGCACGGAAAAACAAGAAGCUAAUCCGGCUGAAGGGUCAGCAGCCGCCGGCCGCCUGUGCCUCUGUGUUGCCCCUGUCCGAGGAGCGGGCAUGCACGCUGGUGCCCAAGUCUAUGCCGCAGCUGAUGCCCACCAUGCUAUCCCUACUCAAAGCCAUCGAGCCCGAGAUUGUCUACUCCGGCUAUGACAGCACCCUCCCGGACACCUCCACCCGCCUCAUGACCACCCUCAACAGGCUGGGUGGCCGCCAAGUCAUCUCUGCCGUCAAGUGGGCCAAGGCUCUACCAGGUUUCCGGAGCCUGCACCUGGAUGACCAGAUGACGCUGCUCCAGUGCUCCUGGCUCUUCCUCAUGUCCUUCAGCCUGGGCUGGCGCUCCUACCAGCAGUGCAACGCAGGCAUGCUCUGUUUCGCCCCCGACCUCGUCAUUAAUGAGGAGCGCAUGAAGUUGCCCUACAUGGGUGAGCAGUGCAGGCAGAUGCUGAAGAUCGCCAACGAGCUGGUGAGGCUGCAGGUCUCCUACGACGAGUACCUCUGCAUGAAAGUCCUUCUGCUCCUCAGCACAGUACCAAAGGACGGCCUGAAGAGCCAGGCGGUGUUUGAUGAAAUUCGCAUGACCUAUAUUAAGGAGCUGGGCAAAGCCAUCGUGAAGCGGGACGAGAACUCCAGCCAGAACUGGCAGAGGUUCUACCAGCUCACCAAGCUUUUGGACUCCAUGCAGGAGAUGGUGGAGGGGUUGCUGAAUUUCUGCUUCUACACGUUCGUGAACAAGUCCCUGAGCGUGGAGUUCCCAGAGAUGCUGGCCGAGAUCAUCAGCAACCAGCUGCCAAAGAUCAAGGACGGCACCGUCAAGCCGCUCCUCUUUCACCAGAAAUGACUGCCAAUGAUGCCGAUGCCUUAACACUGCCAUGAGCCCUACCCCCAGCCUGACAGCCAUGCGCAACACAGAGCACGCCCGCUGCCCCGAGUACGCCCACCUGCCAGAGUAGGCCCUCAGUUAUGAAGGACUGGGCGAAUGAGACCAUGCCUUUAUUUGGUGUGUGUGUGGGUUUGUGGGUGUGGGGGUGUGUGUGUGUCGUUCACAGAGCAUGGGGGAAAAAAAUCUGAGAGACAGAUGAUGGGGAAUGAUUUUUGGCAGUGCUGAGAAAAAGAUGAACACAUUUUCAGCGCUUUACUGUCAUGAACCCCAGCGAACCAUUAACCUGGACUAGGCCAAUUUUACAGAUUUCAACAACAAUGGAAUAUUUUCUAUAGAUUUUUUUCUAUUGAUUUCUUUGCAUGUACACUGCUGCGUUAUUUACAAAGGUAUAUCAGAAAAGGGAAAAUGUGCCUUUAAAAAAAAAAAAAGGAAAAAAAAGCUAUUUCUCUGUCCAGUGCAAGUAAAUGGCAUAUCCGCUGUUUGUGUUCUUGUCUUGUGCCUGUCACGACCUUUCCACUUUCAAAGUCUUUCAAAGCCGCUGCAUCGGUUUGCUAACCGUGGCAGCCCAGCAACGCUCAGAGGGGGACAGUGUCGAGAGGAUCGCGGGGCUUUCAUAUCAGGUGCUUGCAAGACUGCUGCCCAACACACAGCCCACUGGAAACAAACAACACUUUCAGUUUGUAUGUUGAGGUUUUGAAUUGCCACGUGCUUUUCUAGAAGCAAAAUUCAUACCUCAUUGUUUUUACAGACGGGCAUUGUUUUUUUCGGUGGGCAAAAGAAAAAAAAACAAAACAUCAGCAUUAAUCCUAGUACUAAUCCUACAAGCUGGUUCCUUUCAGAAACAAGAAAGUAAAGUGAGAUUUCUCCCUUUCGAAAAGCACACCGAAAAUUGAAAACCUUUCUUUUAUUGCUCAUCAUGUUGGCGACAGGCAACCGAAGCAAACCUGAAAAGGAAAAAUAUUCUUUGGGUGGAGUUCCCCCUUUACCCGGCACACAGCCACCGUUGAUGACCUCAGAUCGGCUGUCCUAUCAGUACCCACCUGUCAGGAACCAGCCCUCAGGAGUGUAUCCCGUAGUAUUUAAAGAGGAGUGGGAAUGAUUGGGGGGAGGGGGGGGGGUUGCCAGGGGCAGGGAGCCACAGCUAUAUGCCACGGUACUGUCCUGUGGGAUCUCCUGGGAAACACCUGUGGUGCCAGUGUGGAAAAGUACCAGUGGAUGUGGUUUUUGACAGGGACAGAAAUCUGUUUGAUCUGAGAGACGAAGCAAUUGCCAUGCGUCCCUCACACAAGCCUUUAAGUGAGAUCCGUUCAUGACUUUCAGGACUGUGCACAUUGAUUCAUGGCGCUUGAAAGUAUUAGAGAACGCUUUUGUUCCUGCUUAGUGUGACUGGCAUUUGUUUAAGUGCAAAGAAAAAUUCCCUGUCCACAAAAGCACUAGAUUAGGCUGUGUGUAUGUCAAAAGACCACUUGGAUUCUCUAAGGGAGGACCGAUGCAGCUUGUGCGCAUACAAAUAAUUUAAAAAGAUUGUUUUCAAACUUCAUAACAUGUCUGUCUACCAAUUUGUUUUUUAAGACCCUUUUAAAAGUGUUUUGGAUGGAGUUCAUUUAAUAAAUGCAAGUUCUUAAGCCUUAAGAUAGGGUCACCAACCCAGCUAUAAGACGUCUGACCGUUGGAGGGCAUCGGUGACGGACUGUUCUCUGUAUUCAGAAAAUUGUGUUCUGCACUUUUGGCUCUAGCUGGUCCUCAUCAGUGCUGUUUUGAGUGAUUGUGCACAUUGUAUCUCCGUCGAUGAUUGGCCAUGAGGGAGAGCUUUCUGAUUGGCUGUUCAGUAUAAAUUUGACAUCAAAUGAGAAUUUACACACAAACUGCAUAAGGGUUUUUUAUGUCACAUUAUAGCUUGAUCUGUAGAGGCAAUGUGCUAGGCUAACAUUUUAUUUUGCUACAGGGAAAAUGUCUAGUGAACAGAUGGAGCAUUUUUCAUUACCUUGUUACCAUAUGCAAUUUUAUGGCAGGGAGGCGCUCGAGAAGAGAUGGGAGUCACUCAGAACUCACCUAUAAUCAUUUUAAGAAGCCUGCAACAUCGGGAAGCAGCAGUUUUUCUUUUGAGUUCUCUUUUGCGCAGGCGCAGAAUGUACAUGUAUGUCAUUUGUUGUGUUCAAGUGUAAAUACCCACAAGUGACGUGGGCAACAGUGUGCUGACAGAAGUCGAUCAUCAGUCACUCGCAGUUGCUAUCAGUUAUUCACUGUCAGGUUGGUGUUUCCCUGUGUCCUUUUCACAUUUGGACCAGUGGGUUAACUGCAAGUUCACAGUUUAAAAAAAAAAAAGGGGGGAGGGGGGGAACAAAACAGUGUUUACACUGUUCACUAUCUUCGCACGAUCUCACUUCUUUCCCUCAGGGUUAUGUCGACGAAGGGUAAUGUGUUUUGGAUUUCCUUUCACAUACACAGCAAUGUUCCCAAGGCCCGAGCCACUGUGUCACACAGUCAUUCUAGCCCCCUUCAUUCGUCCUAGAAGAAACAUACUUUUGCUAUAUAGCAUGAUUUGAAGCAUAUGCCUUCCUAGCAAAUAGACUGAAAAGAAUGAUUUGUGCAGAUUGGUUUUGAAUGGGCAAAAUCAUCAAUGGGUUUUGUAAGUAGUGUCUUUGUUUUGUACUAUUAAUUCACAGUAGGCCUUGAAGGGAGACAGUGAGCCAUAAGAGGUGUUUGAAUUCAGGAAUACUUAUCCAACAGCCACUCUAGAAAACUGAAUUGUCUGGAAUCCUUCACUAAUUUAAAUAUUACAAUUCUAUUUCAUAUUUGAAUCGCUUUACUACAGAAAAUUGUAUUGCGUGACACUUUUAUCAUUUUUGUUUGUAUUUUGUAAACAAAAAAAUUGCACAUUUACUUUUUAAAAACUUGUUAUAAUGGUUGACUUGUAAAUGUAUAUGUAAAUGUAAAUUCUAUAAAUCAAUAGGAAAGUCAAGAGAGAUCACUGUUUUUAAAAAACCACAGGUUGGGAUUUAAAGUACAGAGGGACAAGGGACUGGAAUAACUCAUUUUGUAUAGUGCAAAAGAAUGACCAAAGCAAAGUGGAUAAUUAAACAAAACUGGUGUUUCUGAAGCAGUUACAUUUUACAGUAGCACUUAUCCCAAGUCUAGAAUGUAUUGUUUGCUCUCCUUUUCUAUUUCUUUUGUAAAGUUCUAGGAAUUUGGCCUAAUGUGUACUGCUGUGAAAAUCAAGUUACUUCAAAAGAAAAAAAAAAGUGUGGGAGGACGUGUGAUAAAACUGUGUGAAGAGAAUCUACCAGAGCUCGGGAAUUUGCACUACCCUAAUACUGGUCUAAGAAAGCCUGUUUUGUACAAAAUCCAUGCAAAUGUUAUCUUUAAAGAUUAAGGGCCGAUUAUGUUUCACUUGUAUAUGGCUUAUAUUCAAGUCUGUUUUGUUUGUAUUUCAUUUAUGUAAAUGUAAUCCAGCGUAAAGAAUAAUGUCUAUUUGUUUUAAAGAAAAAAUAGUUUUGUAUUACACUUAAGUAGUCAAUGUCGAUCUUUACACCUAUUUGAUUAAAUGUUCUACACAAAGUCA